This is a messenger RNA of Camelus dromedarius (Arabian camel), 2599 nucleotides long. It is a transcript of the gene ACSL3, whose product is annotated as acyl-CoA synthetase long chain family member 3. Gene Ontology annotation, biological process: neuron differentiation; long-chain fatty acid metabolic process; long-chain fatty-acyl-CoA metabolic process. The transcript has 16 exons. Gene Ontology annotation, molecular function: long-chain fatty acid-CoA ligase activity. The coding region runs from base 260 to 2422 and encodes 720 amino acids. Gene Ontology annotation, cellular component: lipid droplet; endoplasmic reticulum; plasma membrane. Lineage: Eukaryota; Metazoa; Chordata; Mammalia; Artiodactyla; Camelidae. The record is from RefSeq and is a predicted model, not a curated record.
CGGGCAGGAGACGGCCGCCCCCUCGCAGUGCGACCGCGGCGGGCUGCGUCCGGGUCCCCAGGAGGCGGCCCGGGCGUGAAUGCUCUGGGGGCACAGCCAGGCCUGCGUGGGCCCAAGGCCGGAGGAACCGGGCCCCCGGGGCCCCGGCGUCCCGGCGUCGCGGUAUUGAAACAAAGGCACAUACCUUGAAGGCACUAGCACCUCCUACCAUUGUCAACUGAUUCUUACGGAAAUCUGUUAAUUCUACUUUUUGAGCACUAUGAAUAACCACGUAUCUUCAAAACCAUCUACCAUGAAGCUAAAGCACACCAUCAACCCCAUUCUUUUAUAUUUCAUACAUUUUAUAAUAUCACUUUAUACUAUUUUAACAUACAUUCCAUAUUAUUUUUUGUAUGAGUUAAGACGAGAAAAAUCAAACCAAAUUAAAGCGAAGCCCAUAAAUUCAAAACCUGGGUCUGCAUACAGAUCUGUUAAGAGCUUGGAUGGUUUGGCUUCAGUAUUAUACCCUGGAUGCGAUACACUAGAUAAAGUUUUUAUGCAUGCAAAAAACAAAUUUAAGGACAAAAGACUCUUGGGAACACGUGAAAUUUUAAAUGAGGAAGAUGAAGUGCAACCAAAUGGAAAAGUUUUUAAAAAGGUUAUUCUUGGAAACUAUAAUUGGCUGUCCUAUGAAGAUGUCUUCAUUAGAGCCUUUAAUUUUGGAAAUGGCUUACAAAUGUUGGGUCAGAAACCAAAGACCACCAUUGCCAUCUUUUGUGAAACCAGGGCCGAAUGGAUGAUCGUGGCACAGGCCUGCUUCAUGUAUAAUUUCCAGCUUGUUACGCUGUAUGCUACUCUGGGAGGUCCAGCGAUUGUUCAUGGAUUAAAUGAAACAGAAGUGACCAACAUCAUUACUAGUAAGGAACUCUUGCAAACAAAGUUGAAGGACAUAGUUUCUUUGGUCCCGCGCCUGCGGCACAUUAUCACCGUGGACGGCAAGCCACCCACCUGGUCUGAGUUCCCCAAGGGUGUCAUCGUGCACACCAUGGCUGCAGUGCAGGCUCUGGGAGCCAAGGCCGGCGUGGAAGACAAACCUCAUAGCAAACCAAUGCCCUUAGAUAUUGCAGUAAUCAUGUAUACAAGUGGAUCCACGGGACUUCCAAAGGGGGUCAUGAUCUCCCACAGUAACAUUAUUGCUGGUAUAAUUGGGAUGGCGGAAAGGAUUCCAGAACUGGGGGAGAAAGAUAUCUACAUCGGAUAUUUGCCUCUGGCCCAUGUUUUAGAAUUAAGUGCUGAGCUUAUCUGUCUUUCUCAUGGAUGCUGCAUUGGCUACUCUUCACCACAGACUUUAGCAGAUCAGUCUUCAAAAAUAAAAAAAGGAAGCAAAGGGGAUACAUCCAUGUUGAAACCAACACUGAUGGCAGCUGUCCCGGAAAUCAUGGAUCGGAUCUACAAAAAUAUCAUGAAUAAAGUGAACGAAAUGAGUAGUUUUCAACGCAAUCUGUUUAUUCUGGCCUAUAAUUACAAAAUGGAACAGAUUUCAAAGGGGUAUAGUACUCCGCUGUGUGACAGUUUUGUUUUCCGGAAAGUUCGAAGCUUACUAGGUGGAAAUAUUCGGCUUCUGCUGUGUGGAGGUGCUCCACUUUCUGCAACCACACAGCGAUUCAUGAACAUCUGUUUCUGCUGUCCUGUUGGUCAGGGAUAUGGGCUCACUGAAUCUGCUGGGGCUGGAACAAUCACAGAAGUGUGGGACUACAACACUGGCAGAGUGGGAGCACCAAUAGUUUGCUGUGAAAUCAAAUUAAAGAACUGGGAGGAAGGUGGAUACUUUAAUACCGAUAAACCACAUCCAAGGGGUGAAGUUCUUAUUGGUGGUCAAAAUGUGACUAUGGGAUACUACAAAAAUGAAGCAAAAACAAAAGCUGAUUUUUUUGAAGAUGAAAAUGGACAGAGGUGGCUCUGUACUGGAGACAUUGGAGAGUUUGACCCUGAUGGUUGUUUAAAGAUUAUUGAUCGUAAAAAGGACCUUGUAAAACUACAGGCAGGAGAGUAUGUUGCUCUUGGGAAAGUAGAGGCAGCUUUGAAAAACCUCUCACUAAUAGAUAACAUUUGUGCAUAUGCAAACAGUUACCAUUCUUACGUCAUUGGAUUUGUUGUGCCAAAUCAAAAGGAACUAACAGAACUAGCACAAAAGAAAGGACUUAAAGGGACUUGGGAGGAGCUGUGUAACAGUCGUGAAAUGGAAAAUGAGGUACUUAAAGUGCUUUCUGAAGCUGCUACUUCAGCAAGUCUGGAAAAGUUUGAAAUUCCAGUAAAAAUUCGUUUGAGCCCUGAGCCAUGGACCCCUGAAACUGGUCUGGUGACAGAUGCCUUCAAGCUGAAGCGCAAAGAGCUUAAAACACAUUACCAGGCGGACAUUGAGCGAAUGUAUGGAAGAAAAUAGUCAUUCUCUUUCAGCAUCGGGUUGCUGCAGGGAGCUCAGAUCAAAUAGGAAAAUACUUGAAAUGCAUGUCUCAGACUGUGAGGCGGACUUCAUUCCUCAUAUUAAACCUAAACUGUUAACUUCUCAUGACAUUGCCAUUUUUAACUGACAGGAUUAGUAAAAUUUUAAGACAGCAAA